UUAAAAAAUGCGCACGCAAUACUAUAUAAACACAUGGUUUACUAAAGUUAAGACAAUUUUUUGUUUUUAAUCAAUUUUUUUCUCAAUGUAGUAUGAAUACCGGCCGUCAGGCGUCGUCGUCGUCGUCAUCAUAAACAAAGGUGGGGAAUUAACAACAACUAUUUAUAUUGUGUUUAAUUUAAAAUUGUAAUCAGCAAUUAAUAGUAGAAAAUAACACAAGGUGAGCCAGACAUGCGUCGUAAUUGAAAAGAAAUAAUAGCAAAUCUAAAGCAAGUCAGAGUCAGUCAUUACGCAUCACGUCCCACAUCGUUUCUGUGAAAUAAUUAGAACAAAAAUGUAUAAUAUCAUACUACUUUUAGCAGAGAUAUUAUUGCUUAUUUUGAAAAUUUUAUAUUACAUCUGCGAGGAUAUAUACAGAGUAAUUGUUCCAAUAAAAAAGAAAAGCGUAACUGGUGAAAUCGUUUUGAUAACAGGUGCAGGUCAUGGCAUCGGAAAAGAAUUAGCGAUUGGCUAUGCUUCGUUAGGAGCAACAGUAAUAUGUUGCGAUAUCGAUGAAAGAACCAACAAUGAAACGAUGAGUGAUAUUAAGAAGAUGGGAAUAGACUCUGUUUAUGCAUAUCGAUGCGAUGUAGCAGAUAGAGAACAAGUCUUUAGGGUAGCUGAGAAAGUAAAAGAAGAAGUAGGCGACGUUACUAUAUUGGUCAAUAACGCCGGUAUAGUAUUUAUUAAAUCAUUACUAAAUCAGAGACCCGAUGAAAUCGCACGAGUCAUGGAUGUUAAUGUGAUGGCACAUUACUGGACAUUAAAAGCGUUCUUGCCAAGUAUGAUCGAAAAGAAUUACGGUCAUGUUGUGGCACUCUCAUCAAUAGCAGGAUUACUUGGUAUUACUUAUGGAACCGUUUACUGCCCUACAAAAUUUGCAGUCAAAGCGCUAAUGGAGACUGUAUCUGAAGAGUUACGUGUAUUGAGUAAUGGAAAAUCUUUGGUUAAAUUCACUACUGUUUAUCCAGUCUUCGUACUUACUGGAUUAUCCAAAAAGCAAAAAAUGAGAUUUCCAAUGUUUAUGAGAAGUCUAUCACCGCAGAAAGCGGCUUUAGGAAUAAUUGAGGCACAAAGAUAAAAUCACGAAAACAAAAGCAUACCUGCCCGUUGGUUGCCCAUUUUUAAGAUGUUAAGGCAUUUACCCGACAAAGCAGUAAAGUGUGUAAUCGAUUUCUUCGAUAUAGGCGUCUACCCUGAAGAUUAAGAAGUACACAAAUUAUUUAAAAAAUUUGUCCUAUUUUUUAUGAUACUUUUUUUAUUGUUAUUGUAACUUUAUAUAUCGCAAAAAAACUGUAAUAUAAAUUAAAAUUUUGUAUUUC
This is a messenger RNA of Solenopsis invicta (red fire ant), 1361 nucleotides long. Its product is annotated as short-chain dehydrogenase/reductase family 16C member 6. Bases 335 to 1120 code for a protein of 261 amino acids. Gene Ontology annotation, cellular component: lipid droplet. Lineage: Eukaryota; Metazoa; Arthropoda; Insecta; Hymenoptera; Formicidae. The record is from RefSeq and is a predicted model, not a curated record. The transcript is spliced from 8 exons. Gene Ontology annotation, molecular function: oxidoreductase activity, acting on the CH-OH group of donors, NAD or NADP as acceptor.